Messenger RNA from Ruditapes philippinarum (Manila clam), 936 nucleotides. RefSeq names its product leucine-rich repeat-containing protein 57-like. The coding region runs from base 1 to 912 and encodes 303 amino acids. The transcript has a single exon. Gene Ontology annotation, cellular component: extracellular matrix. The record is from RefSeq and is a predicted model, not a curated record. Lineage: Eukaryota; Metazoa; Mollusca; Bivalvia; Venerida; Veneridae. Gene Ontology annotation, molecular function: protein binding.
AUGUCUCUUAUAGGCAGAAGUUUGAUGUUCUUUCAAAUUGAUAUAAAAAAUGUCACGGAAUGGCCCCAUGAACUUCGUUAUCUUCGGGUAUUGGAGUCUUUGACUGUUAAUCAAAUACAAUUUCCCCAUUUAGAUAUAAAUGCUUUCCAUGGCUUUGAAAAAACACUGAAGAGCCUUACUCUUGAAAGUUCUAAACUUGAGAAAGUGCCCUAUGCAAUUUGUAAUCUCAGUCAACUAUCAUCGUUCGAUUUUCGAUAUAAUUAUCACCUUCAGGAAACCAAAUCCUCGAUUUUCGAGCCAUGUGGUAAUAAAUUAUUAAAUGUUGGUUCAUUUUAUAUAGCUGCAAAUAACCUCAAUACAUUUCCAGAUAUGUUUUCUUUAUUUCCAUCACUUACAUAUAUAUCCGCAGUUGCUAAUAGGCAUCAAUACAUAGAUGAUACUAAAAUCCCAUUUGAUUCAAAUGUCACAGGCAUACAUUUGUCAGCAAAUAUGUUUGACAGAAUACCAUAUGCAUUGAACAGAAUGAAUCGUCUGACUCAUGUUUAUCUCAGCCAAAAUCGAAUAACGACAAUAGAAAAACCCGAUCUAUCAAAUUUGACUGCUUUAACUUUGUUAUAUCUAAAUGGGAAUCCCAUUAAAUAUAUCGCAGUCGAUGCCUUUAAAAAAAACAACAUUGAAUUAAGUUAUCUAAAUUUACAAAACACGCACCUUGACCACGUUCCUACUGCAGUGUCAUCCCUCGCAAAACUUUCCACUUUUAUUCUUAGUGGAAUGCCAGUUGAUUGCACAUGUGACAUGUCUUAUUUAAAACACUGGAAUGUUUCUGCUGUAUCUACUUUUACCACAAAAUGUGCAUACACUUCAGAAACCGUUAAAAGUUUUGUCAUGAAUUCUCUACAGACAUGUCCAUAGAGAUUUAAUGUAUUUUACAAUUCA